Messenger RNA from Lachnellula hyalina, 1266 nucleotides. RefSeq names its product Malonyl CoA-acyl carrier protein transacylase (gene fabD). Gene Ontology annotation, biological process: fatty acid biosynthetic process. Gene Ontology annotation, cellular component: mitochondrion. The coding region runs from base 1 to 1266 and encodes 421 amino acids. The record is from RefSeq and is a predicted model, not a curated record. NCBI's taxonomy places the organism in Eukaryota, Fungi, Ascomycota, Leotiomycetes, Helotiales, Lachnaceae. Gene Ontology annotation, molecular function: [acyl-carrier-protein] S-malonyltransferase activity. The transcript is spliced from 2 exons.
AUGAAGCGUCUCCCAACCGGUCUUUCACAGCCUCGGCGGAAAGGACUCAUACCAAGAAGCACUUCUUGCUGUCAGAGUCAACACGGUAUCUCUCUCGGUCCUGUGUGCCAUUACUCAAUGCCGAGUCAGGGUCCAAGAUCGUACAUCACUGACGUUCAAACAGGCCAAGGAGUUCAAAAAGUCGGCAUGCUCACACCAUGGCUCGAAGCCUUUCCCACGACUGCUAAACCGCUAAUCGAAGAAAUCGACCACUUGUUAGGCUACAAACUCUCUACCAUCAUUGAAGAAGGGCCCAAUAGUACCCUUACAGCUACAGCAAACGCCCAGCCCGCCAUCAUGGCCUCCUCUAUUCUCAUACUGCGAAUAAUGGAAAAGGAAUUCGGAUUUAGACCAGCAGAAAGAGUGGAUGUCACACUUGGGCAUUCAUUGGGCGAAUUUGCUGCUCUUGUAGCGGGCGGUUUCGUCUCCUUUGAAGACAGUCUAUACCUAGUCCGCAAACGAGCAGAAGCAAUGGCCGAAUGUUCACGGCGGACAUGCGCCGAGCACGGCGGCGAAUACGGGAUGGUAGCUCUAGUGACGGAGACCGGUCACCUGCUCCCCCUAGUCGAAUCAAUACACGAGUUCCUAGGGCACAAUUCCGCGGGCUCGGAAUCAGACAGCGCGCAAGACGUGCCGGCUAUUCAGCAGGUACUGAUUGCGAAUGAGAAUAGCAAAAAUCAGAUUGUGUUGAGUGGGAAUAUUGAGAGGAUCCAAAUGCUGUUGACGCAUGUUAGGCAGUUUGGGGGACAUGAUCCGAGGGCGGUCAGAUUGAAGAGUGACAGUCCUUUCCAUAGCCCACUGAUGAGGCCUGCGGCGGAGCUCAUGCGGGGAUUGUUGGAAGGGAAGAGUAGGGUUAAGGGGAGGGAGAACGAGGAUAUUGUGACUUUUCCAGGGGUGCUGGAAUGCGUGAGUAAUGUUAAUGCGAGGCCGUUCGAGAGUAAAAAACAGUUGAAGGAACUUUUGGCAAGGCAAUGCGUGGAAACUGUGAGGUGGUGGGAUUCUAUCAAGUAUUUGGAUCAGGAGGAAAAGGUACGGCGCUGGAUUGGCGUUGGACCUGGUAAAGUGGGGAGAAAUCUUGUGGGAAAAGAAGUUGGAAUGCGGGGAAAGGAUACAGUGAAGGGUGGUGGUGUUUGGGGAAUUAGUGAUCCCAAAGAGAUCGAAGAGGUGCUCAGAGCUCUAGAUGAGACGGAGGCAUGGAGUGAUGAGGAGAUUGAGGAAUUAGGAUAG